Cydia strobilella is the source of this 3059-nucleotide messenger RNA. It is a transcript of the gene Tango9, whose product is annotated as solute carrier family 35 member F6. The record is from RefSeq and is a predicted model, not a curated record. Bases 152 to 1258 code for a protein of 368 amino acids. Gene Ontology annotation, cellular component: membrane; intracellular membrane-bounded organelle. The transcript is spliced from 8 exons. NCBI's taxonomy places the organism in Eukaryota, Metazoa, Arthropoda, Insecta, Lepidoptera, Tortricidae.
AAUGUCGCAAAGAGCGGUGCAAGACUGCAAGUCUGCGAGUUAACCUUAUCGUGUAUGAAACCUUUCCUUUGUAUAUAAAUGCUGAGUAAAGUUAUCUCAUUUUGUUAGUGUUUACGGUUAUCUACAGCGCAGUGUUUAUUACUUUUAAAACAUGCCCUGGACAGGAUACCAGAAGUUCCUUGCCCUGAUGAUGGUAGUGACAGGGUCCAUCAACACUUUGAGCACUAAGUGGGCUGACAAAGUUGAAUCAAAGGGAUCAGAUGGUGUAGUUAGAGUUUUUGAGCAUCCUUUCUUGCAGGCAGCAGCUAUGUUUCUAGGUGAAAUGCUGUGCUUACUUGUAUUCAAACUGAUAUAUUUUAAGACCCAUAAUACAGGGGGCCACCAACUGACACAGGGCAACCAGAGUUUUAAUCCCUUCAUCUUGAUGCCAGCUGCAAUGUUUGAUUUGGUGGGGACCUCGAUCAUGUAUGUGGGCUUGACACUUACAUACGCUAGCAGUUUUCAAAUGUUUCGAGGGUCGGUUAUAAUAUUUGUGGCUGCAUUCUCCACUAUCUUCCUUGACAAACAAAUCAUCAAGAGAGAGUGGGCCGGCAUAGCUGGCGUGAUCCUGGGGCUGGUAAUCGUGGGGUCGACGGACGCCAUCUUCCGCGAGCCUGGCGAGACCAAGGGGCCCAACAGUCUCAUCACCGGCGACCUGCUCAUCAUCGUGGCGCAGGUCAUUACUUCCUGCCAGAUGGUCUACGAAGAGAAAUACGUUAGAGGGUUGAACAUCCCGCCGCUGCAGGCAGUGGGGUGGGAGGGGGUGUUCGGGUUCUCGACGCUAUCGGCGCUGCUGGUGGUGUUCUACUGGACGCCGGCGCCGCCGCACUUCGGACACAACGCGCGCGGCACCGUCGAGGACGCCAUCGACGGCCUGGUGCAGAUAGGGAAUAAUCCAGUCCUGUUAGUGGCGGUUCUCGGCACGAUAGUUUCCAUUGCUUUCUUCAACUUCGCUGGCAUCAGCGUGACGAAAGAAAUGUCAGCCACCACCAGGAUGGUGCUGGAUUCCGUAAGGACGCUGGUGAUCUGGAUGGUGUCGCUGGCGGUGCGCUGGCAGGUGUUUCACUGGCCGCACCUGCUUGGGUUCGCCGUACUCAUCUACGGCAUGGCGGAGUACAACGCGCUGGUGCCGCGCUGCAGACGCGCGCCCGUCGCCGCGCCCGCUCCCGCGCCCGCCAGCGCCGCCGCCGAACACGAGGAGGACCACGAGGAGCCCUAGCCCCGCUCCACCGAACAUAACACACUAACGCAUACAUAUUAUCAGUUGAAAUAUUUUAGUGUGUUCCCAAUCAGUCACAUCUUCGGGAACUCAAGCCUAACAUAUAUUUUUUUAAUAUAGUAUACUCAUUCUUAAGUUGUGCGCGUGAUAGAAUCUCAUUCAACGCAUAAAUAUUCCUCGAACCAAUGCGAAUAUUCUGGUGCCAGUUCCUAGUAUAGGAACAGUAAUCAGAGAAAUAAGAUGGUAUUAGACAUUUUAAUUUUAAAUUAUGGGACAAAAGACCACAUGUUCUAAAGCUAAAGAGUUUUUGGCGACGCAACGAGCAGUUAUACGUUGUAUAAUAGUGUGUUAAAAAAAUGACAAUGCAAUCACUAGUAACAGGAAUUGUUAAGAAAUAUUUAUUUUAGGCUAAAAAAUCAGUUCUCAGUGCCACGUGUGAGAGCGAAAUCGCAAAUGUUAUUGGAGUUAUUGUUAUAACAGCAAUAACAACAUGUUCGCAUAUUCUACUUUCCAGUUUCUAAUCUUUCUAAUUUAAAAGCCUUGUUAAUAUGAUUGCAAACAUCACUUAUUUAUAUAGGUACAGGAUGCUCGGGAAAAACACUAUUGAUAUUACCUAACUUAAUGUUACAAUUAAAUAAUCAUAUAGAAAAAAUUCUCUGAAGGUAAUUAUAAGUCAGUGAGCACUAUAAUGAUUCAACAUGAUUAGGAAAACACCGGUACAAUCCAUGGAGCUCUUUCCGAGCACCUAGUAUAUAAGAUUAAGUGCAUUUAUAGGUUACCUAUAAAAUGGGCAUGUCGAUAUUUUAAUAUUUAUACAUGCUCGCCAAGUCGCAGUAUAAAUAUACAGAAUGAUUUUUAAAUCACGAAUCACAACUUUACAUUAAAGUUUCCUGAUGAUAAUACAAAAGAAACACAAUUUGCUAGCUUCUUAGUUAUAUGUCAAUUAAUUAAUUAUUGUGAUCGCUUGUAUCAAAAUUGCCAGACUAAAUUAAAUUAAAAGAACUUGAACCAAGUAGAUACGUAAUUGUUAUAGAUAGUCUAUAACAGAGGUAUUGUUUUUUUUUAUUCAAAAUUUUAGUUUUAGCCUGUAUAUUUAGUUUUACACAUUUUAUUAUAUUUUCACAUAUAUUGGAUAUUAUUUACUUAGUAGUUUUAUCGUCAUAUGAAUUGGUAUUUGAGCAUGUCUUUAUGGGACCUGAUAUUCUGCAUUCAAUCAAGUUUAUAAUAUGGUGUUCAUUGUAUCUAAGUUGUCACUUGAAGCUAUAAAUAUAACUUAAGUUUAAUAAUCACGUCAGAUCAGUCAGUUUGGUGGCGAUAUGUCUAUUUUGUAAAAUAAGUAAUGAAUUACGGUGUGGAUUCUCCUUAGAAAGGUAAAAUACUAUGUAUUUAGUUAUGUAUACUAACUAUACUAAGACUGAGAUUUUCACGAGACACAUAAAUAUGGUACCUAAUAAUGUUUUGUUACUCAUCUUAUAAAACAAUUAUAUUGCAACUAUUGUCACGCAAUGAAAAUCGACAAGGUUUCUUUGCUAUUUUGGCUACAAAACCCUAAAUUCUACGUAUUUUACCAUCGCCCACAGUGUUAACUGACAGUUCGUAAAACUUAUUACAAAAGGUAUAAGCCCCACCGAUGGACAGUUACAGAGUGUUGCUGUUUGUAUGAUAUAUCAAUCAGUUAAAUAAAAGUAUUUUUUAAUUAUAAUUUUUAAGAGAAAUGUUAUUAUGUUAAACAUCUUUUCCUUAAUUUCGAACACUCCUGCUUGCUAAUGAUGCAUCAUCUACGCAUUAAUUUGAUUUACCU